Fukomys damarensis (Damara mole-rat) is the source of this 2726-nucleotide messenger RNA. Its product is annotated as histone H1oo. The record is from RefSeq and is a predicted model, not a curated record. Gene Ontology annotation, molecular function: double-stranded DNA binding; nucleosomal DNA binding. Gene Ontology annotation, cellular component: nucleus; nucleosome. The coding region runs from base 12 to 1058 and encodes 348 amino acids. The transcript has 7 exons. Lineage: Eukaryota; Metazoa; Chordata; Mammalia; Rodentia; Bathyergidae. Gene Ontology annotation, biological process: negative regulation of DNA recombination; chromosome condensation; nucleosome assembly.
AAUCAGGGCUGAUGGGAGGGUGGGGCUGUGUGAAUACAAAAAGCGAGUGGGCAGCAGCUGCCUCCCCCCAGGAGAGAUGGCCGCGGCAGCUGCUCUUCCAAUGGCUCCCGGGAGCGUCGCCAGCAACUCCUCUUCCUCCCCCUCCGCAGUGGAGUCAUCGGGGUCCCCUGGGUCUGGAGAGCCAAACACAGGACUCCUGGGAUUCUGUGCCCCGUCCUCACCUGGUGUGUGUUCAGGGUCCACCCUCUUAUAGCACCUAUCGGGACUUCCUCGUCUUUGCAGCCAGGUUGGUUUCAAACUCGGCUCAAGCCAUCCUCCUGCUUCAGCCUACUGAGCAUCCAGAAUCACAGUGGCUCAAGCUGCUGCGUUCAGGCCUGAGCAGCAGCAGGGUCAUGGUGGCCCGCCGCCACCCCACAGUGCUGCGCAUGGUGCUGGAGGCCGUGCAGGCAGGCGAGCAGCACCGUGGCACCUCAGUGGCGGCCAUCAAGCUCUACAUCCUGCACAAGUACCCGAUGGUGGACAUCAUCCGCUUCAAGUACCUGCUGAAGCAGGCCCUGGCCACUGGCAUGCGCCGUGGACUCCUUGCCAGGCCCCUCAACUCCAAGGCCAGGGGUGCCACUGGCAGCUUCAAGCUCAUCCCCAAGCACAAGAAGAAGCCCCAGUCCAGCAAGAAGCGCCCCCAGACAGGGACAGCCAGCUCCAGCAAGAAGGGGGCUUCAGAGCCAGCCCAGCCCAGGGUUCCACCCAGACUGGCCAAGGCCCUGGAGAAGGCCCCCCAAGGAGGCCGCAAGGCCAAGGGCACCAGGUCACAGCAGGAUGUGGCCAGAGAGGGCCCCUCAAAGCCAGUUGGGGCCUCCUCCAGUGUCUGCCAGCUGGACAGGAAGUCAAAGGUCCUGGGUAGCCAGGGCAGGAAAGGAGAUACAGGGGCCCCUGGGACAACUGCAGCCGUGGCCCCCAAGCUGCAGUCCGGGACCACAAUCAUGGCGACGGCCAUCCUCUGGCAGCGGGUGACAUUGGCUAUGCACUGGGGCCUGCACGGCCAGGUCACCGGGAAGUGACCACUCAGAGCUGAAGACUCAAUGCAGCCUAGGCUGGAGGUGGCGACAAAGAGCUGCUAGUGUCACCAGGAAUACAGUGAGGACCGGACCGUUGGCCCCUUCAGCCUUGCAGAGAGGUCCCAGCUUGAAGAGUGGCCCUCAGAGGUGGGGAGUUUCCCUGAAAGCAGGAGGUGGGUGGCACCGGGCUGGAUGCCUUCUGCACUGAGAGCCAUUCCUGGGGUCCUCAGAAGUUUAGUGGUGAUGAUUCUGGCCCCAGUUCACUUAGAACUAACUUUGGAAUUGUACAGUGUCCUCCCGUCCUUGAGAUUCCUUGGGGGCUUUUAUCCCAUGAGAAGCUCCUAGAAGUUAAGAUUCUUCGUUUCAACCAGGCCCAGCUGAGGCAGGAUGGUCUUAACAUCUGUUUAAUGUCCUUUAGGUUGUGGGCUGCAGCAGCGGGGAACAUUGAGUGCCUUGUGGAGGUGGAUGGCCGGUCAGACUGGGCGCCGGGCGUGAUGUCACUGUGCUCUGUAGGGUUCCUUGGGGUCCGAGACCUGACUUAGCUGCCUCAUCUGGAUAUGUUGCUCCCCCUGUUGUCUUUCAGGCCCACUAAUGUCCAACACCUGCCUAACAGGAGGUAACCGGUCUGGGCUUACAGGGACAGGGAAACACGCGGUCCAGCAUGGUCACCACAGCUCCCUUCCUGUGCAGCUCUACGAUCCCCCACCUUCCCCUACCCCACAAGAGGCUGUCGCCCUACACACGCCUCUCGUGAAUCUGAGGUUGCUGGCUGGGCCUGGGCAGGAGGAGACUGCAAUGGCUUCCCGCCUAGGGGCUCUGCCUCUGCUUUCUUCCUGGGCUGGAGUUGGCCAGGCAGGCCGCAGGCACCACCCAGGGGACAGCUGGUGACAGGUCCUGCCCUCUGGCUUCUCCCUUUUGAAAGUUUUUCCAGAGACACCCCAACUGCCUGUGAUGCUCAGUACAGGGUAGGGACGGUCCAGGCGCCCACAGUGGCCAGGCACAUCUCGGGGCCCAGAUGCGGGCUAUAGAUGGCUGCUGAAGUUGGCCACCUUCAGAGUGACCCGGGAACCACAGGGCGCCUCGGCUCGCAACACCCCCUGAGUGCUGAGGAGCUGCAUGCUAAUCGGGCAUUGACAGGCUGUGAAAUAGUUACUGACAAGGAAGAUGUCACCACAUGUUGUGCGAAGGGGACUUGGGCCGCAAUGGUAUUGGGCCCCAUUCCAUACUCACCCCAGCCUCCCAUCCCCACACACCAUGGCUUGGUCCCCUCUGUCUCCUUCCCCUCCAAGAUCCUAGCAGCUUUUAUUUUCUUUGUGCUCUUUUGUGCUUCCUGCAUUUCCCUGGGAAAUAUGUAGUCAUUCUAGAAUGGCACCUUCCCCCUCCAAAGAUCCUAUCAAAUAUGCCAAUAACUUAAAUUAGAAAAUCUGCUGCUUAGUAAGAAGGAAUCAAUGCUCAGAAUAGAACAUUUGAAAGUGGAAGUCGAAGCUUUUUCCUGUAGUAGCUUCAGGGUGAGGAGUUUUUAAAACAAAAGAUUACUUACUUUCCCCUGCCUUGUGCACUCUCUUUAGCUCUAAGAGUUGGAAUCUGUGGGAUUUUGUUUCUGUAUUAUGGAGUUUUGGCCCCAGCUCCCGUUCCUGGUUUGGGUUUUCUGAGACAGGGUCUCACUCUGUA